Messenger RNA from Aspergillus novofumigatus IBT 16806, 2265 nucleotides. RefSeq names its product tetratricopeptide repeat protein. The coding region runs from base 1 to 2265 and encodes 754 amino acids. Lineage: Eukaryota; Fungi; Ascomycota; Eurotiomycetes; Eurotiales; Aspergillaceae. The transcript is spliced from 2 exons. Gene Ontology annotation, molecular function: protein binding. The record is from RefSeq and is a predicted model, not a curated record.
AUGGCAUCUCGGCCGCAGUUUGGUGAAACCCGCUCCCAAUCUUACGAUACCCUCCGGAGCCCCUCGCCGCGCAUCGAACAUUUUGACGGCGAAAUUCCUCCUGCGCUCUCUCCGCUUGAUGCGUUCGCUGCUCAGGGUCGGCUUCUGGCCCGGCAAUUGGAAGAGUCGAAACGGGGAGAAAGGCGCAUGAGCAGAUUGCCCCCUUCCAGCGUCGCACGAUCUUUGUCACAGGGUCGACCAGGCUACUUUCGGGCCCAAUCAUCCGGCGAUUCUUACUACUCUCAAGGUGGAAGAGGCGGGGAACUUGCGAGACGUCCUACUCAGAAGAACAAUCCGGAGGUUGAGGAGCCAAAGUUUCGUCCGCAGUCCGAGCACCCUCGCAUUAGUGCUGUUUCGUAUCUUGCCAGCGAGGAUGGCUUCGCAGAGGAUGACGAAGAGGCCACGCCGACUGAAGGACCUACGCCGCUCCCUAUGGAAACAGAUACCUUUGAAGUCCCGCGUGCUGAAUCUCCUGAGGAAGAUAUGUCUAUGGGCAGUGCACCGGAGGCGCCUCCACGGUUCUAUGCUUCCGGUCCCUCCAGCCCUGCCAGCCCUGUCUCUUCCGUUGGGCUUGCUAUCGCUGCGCCAUCUCGCAAUCCAUCGACCGAUUCUGCUUCUCGACUCAAUGUCCCACGAGGCCUGGCACCGCCUCCCUCUCCACUGUCAAGGCCAUCUACCAGUUCCAGAGCCACUCAACCGGAAAGUUCCGAUGACGACUAUAGCAGUUCGAAUGCAGGGUCGACGUUUUCAAAACCGCGCAAGCUAUCGUCCUGCAGCGCCAUGUCGCUGCCGUACUCGCCAAUGUCGGCCAAUCCCCGCUCACAUCCUCGGUCCCCAUCCUUGAGUUCGGAGACGUCAAAUACUACGGGCUAUCUUCCCCGACCGUCGUUCAACUUCUCGCGUCCCUUGAGUAGGUCCAGCACGAGCCUUUCUGCGCCAGUCAGCAUUGGUGGUAUGGAUCAGACGAACCAAUCGGGUACGAUGCAUCGCGAGCAUAAGCCCAGUCCUAUUAUUGUGCCUACGCAUUCGGACCUAGCCAACCAUUCGCAUGAGGAGCCGUCAUCCGCAGUGUCUUCAUAUAUCUACACGAAGUAUUCACUUCCUCGGGGUCGCAAGGUCUCCAGAGACUCUGUUGUGUUCUCCGGUCUGCAGACUCCAAACUUUGAGUGGAAAGAGCCGCUAUUCGAAAGCCCACCUCCUGUCAGUACGGAAGCGCGUCUGAGGCCCUCUCGGACCCCAUCUCCGCCGCCCUCACGACAUGAGUCAGUAUACUCGCAGUCCGUGUAUUCACAAAGGGCGCAUUCGAUGUGCGGUACUCCAACAAUAGCCGGACCGACGCCUUCGGCGAACGGACCCGGCCUGCGCUCUCAGGAGGCUGAGGCCACGUCUGAGCCCGAAGUUGACCAGGUAGAGCCUCCAUCUGUUGAGAAACAGAAGGCGGUGGCACCUCCGCCAGAAUCGACAACCUCGAACAAAGAAGAUAAGGAGGAUACGACUUCUUCUGCGGACUCGGCCUCCACGAUUCGACCACAGACGGGCAGGGCAGCUUCAUCAUCUGGUAUGAUCACCGCAGAUGAACAUGUGGCCAAGGGAAUUGAAUGCCACGAGAAAGGAUCUCUAAAAGAAUCUACAUAUCAUCUACGGAUUGCCGCCAAGCAAAAUCAUCCCACUGGGAUGCUUCUCUAUGCCCUGGCAUGCCGCCAUGGCUGGGGUAUGCGACCAAACCAACGAGAAGGCGUGCAGUGGCUCCGCAAAGCCGUCGAUUGCGUGGGAUUGGAGCUGAUGGACGAUUCGAAUGGCACUGUACCUCAGCGAGCAAAGGAGAUGCAAAAAGCCUAUCGUGCGCAGUUUGCCCUCAGUAUCUACGAGCUUGGCGUGAGCCAUCUGAACGGAUGGGGUAUCGAGCAGGACAAAUCUCUAGCUUUGCGCUGCUUCGAGAUCGCAGGUCAGUGGGGCGACGCGGACGCGCUGGCAGAGGCUGGAUUUUGCUACGCGGAAGGUAUCGGUUGCAAGAAGGACAUGAAGAAGGCGGCCAAGUUUUAUCGCCAGGCGGAAGCGAAGGGGAUCAGCAUGGUUGGGAACAGCUGGAUCUACAAGGACAAGUACAAGUCCGAUGACGAAUCCGCCCCCGUUCGCGUGGCCGAGGUCGACAGGGCGGAACGCCUGAAAAGAAUGCCCGCAGCAAGUCCCGAACUCGCAGUCUUUUCCAUCGUAAAAAGUCUCUAG